This is a messenger RNA of Uloborus diversus, 1257 nucleotides long. Its product is annotated as stAR-related lipid transfer protein 7, mitochondrial-like. The record is from RefSeq and is a predicted model, not a curated record. The transcript has 9 exons. NCBI's taxonomy places the organism in Eukaryota, Metazoa, Arthropoda, Arachnida, Araneae, Uloboridae. The coding region runs from base 1 to 1257 and encodes 418 amino acids. Gene Ontology annotation, molecular function: lipid binding.
AUGAACGGAUCUUAUGUUUACAACAAAAUCGUUAGAAAUUUCCGUAGUUGUUACCGGAGUAAAAUCGAAGGUGAAAUAUCCGUUGAACUUCGAAGAUGUUUCACGCAGGAGACAUCCCGAAAAAGAUCUUUUUCUUUCAAAUCUGUUCUCGAAUUUGAUGGGAGGAAAAAGUUAUGGGAAGACAUCAAGGCUGAAUGUAAUGAAAGACUUAUUUUGUUGGGUGAACUAUUUACAACUCAGUGCAAUUUUAUAGCCUCUCAGAGAGUGAGGCGUAUGUCUCAAAUAUGGAACUUAUAUUCUCAUUUGUAUACGGAAAACUCUUUUCGUGAAAUAGUUUCACAGUUUGCAAAGAACUUUCGCUCUCAGAAACGUCCUUUCUCGUUACUGCUGGGUGCUGCCUUUUUUAGUUGGGAAAAGGAAAAAAUUACAGACGAAGAAAUCCAAAAUUUUAGCAUGAUGGAUUUAUGUCUGUUGGAUGAAAUGCAUACUAGUCAAGGUGGUUCAACCCUCUGCAUUUAUGAAUUGGACAGAUACCGGAGCAGCGAUGACCACCCCACCAAGCCCAUCAGCGGCCAGAAUCUCGUCAACAAACUGGUCAACGAGGGCUGGGAAGCGGUCAUACAGAAGGAGUGUGUCCAAGUCUGGAGAAAAGCUUUCCCAAACUCCUAUCUUUAUGAAUAUAAAAUCAUGGGAACAUUUUAUGAUGUGCCUGCUAGAACCUUUUUUUCUGUACAGACUGACAUUGAGUACAGAAAAGAGUGGGACAAACUGGUGAUCAAAUUGGACGUCAUCGACAAAGAGAAAACCGAAGGUGGUUGUGAAGUAAUGCAUUGGGUGAUGCAUUACCCUUUUCCUAUGUAUAGUCGAGAAUAUGUGUAUAUUAGAAGAGCAGUUAUUAGUCCAGAAACAAACACCAUGGUGCUCGUUUCGAGGGCCGUGGAGCAUCCUAGUUGCCCUGUAAAUAAUAAAUAUGUUAGAGUUACUAAGUAUAGUUCAAGAAUGGUGAUUCGCCCGCACAGGACAUACGAUGAGAAUGGUUUCGAUUACGUACUCACGUACUUCGACGAUCCCCAGGCUGCCUUUCCGGCUCCUGCAUACAACUGGAUGGCCUCUUCUGGUGUGCCAGACUUUGUAGAAAAACUGCAUGCAGCAGCACAAAAUCUCUAUUGCCAAGAGAAGAAAUCAAAAUCUAGUCUUCAAGUGAAACCUGUCAAAGAGCCUUGUACUUCAAGUGACGUAGAAUACAUCUACAUGUGA